Molecule: messenger RNA, 984 nt
Organism: Aspergillus welwitschiae
Lineage: Eukaryota; Fungi; Ascomycota; Eurotiomycetes; Eurotiales; Aspergillaceae
Exons: 2
Coding region: 359-553 (64 amino acids)
Source: RefSeq, a predicted model, not a curated record
CAGCCAAUCCUUCACUUCAGUCGAAAAAUUAUACCUCCCCAGCAUGAUAUUCGGAAUUACAAAGCGCCAUCCUGAUUGGCUUGUGCAUUAAGUAAUUGUAUGCGCAUACUUAGUUAUGCUCCUGCUUGCCUCCAUCCUCCAUUAUCUGCCACUUCCACUCACCCCAUCACAUUUUCAAAGAGCUGAUCUCGAUUGGGUUAUCAGCUCGACAUCAUACCUUUAAGCACGCGAAUUCCAUUGGCAGGUCCGCUCUCGGUUGUUGACGUGUCUUGCCCCGCCAUGUCCACUGAAGAUCUCGGCGGUCAUCUGCACGGUAGAUGGGAAGGCCAUGAUAACCGUAAAUGGAAGGUUAUGAAUUAUGCUUACGAAGCUCGAAUCAUCGAAGUGCAAGGGCCAUCUCGGUUACUCUGUAAACUGUAGUAUGGCAUCCAUCGGUAACGGUUUGCCGUUCUCACAACGACUUGGCCGCAUUGGUUCCCAUCUACCUGCCGGGUGUUCGAGUGUUCCACAAUGCCAAAAUACGAACCAGAAUUUGUGGUCAGGUCAUUGUUGACUAGUAGUCAUCGUGCCUGUCUGCCUGUUUUACGGCUCUUGUUAGUCCAUGUAAAAUAAACAACAUGUAGGCAUAGAUGCGUAGGCAUGGUGUAGGGGCAGAGUGCGGGGAAGAUCGACACUAAACAGUUUCAAACUAUCUCUUCCAUCAAAUUUCCAUAUCGUGCUUACUCGCCCCUCUGAUUAGAUCUACCGGGUACUCCAUACAGCUAAAUAUUGUAAGGCCAGCAGGGGCAUCGCAGCUACCCCUGGUCUGUGCAGGUCAAACCGCUGUCACACAUCACGAAUCCCAAGGAUGGCUUCCCCGCAUUCCACGGCAGAGGGCACGUGGAGUAUGGAGGAUUCCGCUAUGACAGGAAAGAGAUGUAAUAGCUUGGAAAGAACUCCGCAGUUGAUAGAUUCUCUGGUGUAUCGGGGCGUCAAAACAUUAGC